AUCCAUACAUUAUUCACUUUUGUUUGCACCAUACACACACCAACCAUCACCAAAAAAAAAUGUCCUUCAUCUCUGUUGGUUGCUGCAACGGUUCGGUAGCUCCACUGCCCAGUCCUAUUAAUCUUCAAGCUCCACUCCAACCAUUCACACUCAAAAGAAGCACAGUCAUAGCUUCUGCUUCAAAAUCUGGAGGAGGAUUAUCACUCAAUUCGAUAUUUAAUAGUUGUAAAACUUGCCAAGGCAAAGGAGGUAUUCAAUGUCCAGGAUGCAAGGGAACAGGAAAGAAUAAAAAGAAUGGAAAUAUAUUUGAACGCUGGAAGUGCUUUGGGUGCCAAGGAUUUGGGCUAAUAGGUUGCCCUACAUGUGGAAAGGGAGGGUUGACACCAGAGCAAAGAGGAGAAAGAUAAAGAAGCUUAAAAAGACCAAUUUUCUUAUAAGUGUGGAGAAUUUGGAAAAUGUGUAAAAUUGACCAAGUGUGUAUUUGAAUGCAUGCCGUCAUGUGUAUACUUUAAAGAGAAUUGCUAUGUUUACAUCUAAAACUUACACCUUA
This is a messenger RNA of Vicia villosa (hairy vetch), 550 nucleotides long. Its product is annotated as protein PHOTOSYSTEM I ASSEMBLY 2, chloroplastic. The record is from RefSeq and is a predicted model, not a curated record. The transcript is spliced from 4 exons. NCBI's taxonomy places the organism in Eukaryota, Viridiplantae, Streptophyta, Magnoliopsida, Fabales, Fabaceae. Bases 60 to 407 code for a protein of 115 amino acids.